This is a messenger RNA of Mytilus trossulus (common blue mussel), 1548 nucleotides long. RefSeq names its product substance-P receptor-like. Gene Ontology annotation, molecular function: G protein-coupled receptor activity. The transcript has a single exon. Lineage: Eukaryota; Metazoa; Mollusca; Bivalvia; Mytilida; Mytilidae. The record is from RefSeq and is a predicted model, not a curated record. Bases 115 to 1143 code for a protein of 342 amino acids. Gene Ontology annotation, cellular component: membrane. Gene Ontology annotation, biological process: G protein-coupled receptor signaling pathway.
UAAGAACGCAUACGGAAGAGGGAAGUAUUAAAAUCAUAAAUAUUUACAACUUAAAAGUAUAAGUUUUUUAACAAAAAGAAUACUUCUUGAAUUGCGUCCACAGAAAUAGCCACAAUGAACAAGACGGGAAAACAGUGUUUUAAAUGGCUUGAUGUCGACAAUUCUACAACACUUGAAGACUUGAACAACCAGUUCACAGAGCGGCAUAUUGGAGGAAUAGUUUUUACAACAAUUUUAAUGAUAAUUGGUGUAUUCGGCAACUUUGUUGUUCUUUGGAUUUACGUUCAUAGAUUCAAAGUAUCGAAUUAUAGGACGUACACACUAUGGCUGGCCGUAAUGGACAUUGCAAACUCGUGCAUUGGAAUGCCUUUCCUCAUUUACUACAUGAGCCAUUACUUAAUCUUUCCGUCAUAUGGAUUGUGUAAAUUCGGUCGGUUUAUAAAUGUCUUUACAACGAAUUGUUCCGCCUAUAUUUUAAUGGUGAUAGCAUUCGAUAGAUACAGAAAAGUAUGCAGGCCUUUAAAAUGGCAACUUUCCUACAAAAAUACAAAAGUAUGUUGUAUUAUCGCCACCAUUUUAGGACUGUUGACGUCAUGGCCAUGCUUGGUUUUAUACGGGGUUUACACAGUCGAUACGGCGAUUCCUGGGGUCAAAGGAAUUCGAUGCUGGACAGAUGACGCAUACAAAAACACUGUUUACCCAAGUGUUUAUUAUAUCCUACUGUACGUCCUCAAUUUUUUAGUUAUUCCUGUUUUGUUUGGCGUCUACGCACAGAUUUUACGGUUUCUUCAUAGACACGGAAAAACUGGCGUCAACGUCAAAACCAAGAAAACAACGGUCACACUUUUAGCUGUGUCUGCAGCGUUCCUAUUGAGUGCUAUUCCACAUUACAGCAUGGUUGUUACAACUCGCAUUCAGAAGGACUUUAACUGUAAAAUGACAUUUUCAGAAGGAUUUGCCUAUUAUACAUUUGUAUUCUCAAUUUUGUUGAAUAAUGCGGUCAAUCCUUUCAUAUAUGGAUUUUUGGACACGAAAUUCAGGCGGGAAAUGAAAAUCGUGUUUAACAGAUUGCGCAAUAAGAAAGCUGACGAUGAAACUAGAGGUACCAAAUCAAUAGAGUCUGAUUCGGCUGUUACUCAUUAAAAAGAUUCAACGAAUUUGAUUAAUACGAGAUUAUUAAAAUGAAAGCUUGUGUUCUUAGUUGUAUAAAGAAGCUUAAAUGUUAAUUUUCAUGCUUUAGACUAUUCAGAUUUUACACUGGAACAUGCAACAUUUACUUUUAAAACAAUGUGAAAUUCGCUGUUAACAGCAAGCACAAAAAUGAACUACAAAAUUUCAGAUGAUACAUCGACAUUUUUUAUUAAACGCAAUUUUUUUACAUUAUAUAAAUUGUAAAAUAAAAGUGCUGCCGUAAUAACCACUAUCGGAUAUUCAAGGCCAAACGCAAAAAUACUACUACAUAAAACUCAUAUACAAUUAUUUAAACCAUUAAACACGAUUAAAAAAUUAUAACCGAAAUAUUGUGAAUUUAUAGGUUUUAAUUUUUUC